UCGAAGCGAAUUCGUAACCCUCAGCCAUUGAAAUUGUCCUCUUCGAAUAUUCAGAAUAUUCUCUCACACCAAACCGCCUACUUUCAAGUACAGGGCAGUACAAUCCACCACCCAAAACCCAUCAUGGACACCUUCCGCCAGAUCCUGCAGGCAGCCCGCCAGUCCAACUACGGGCGGUACCUCGUCGAAGAAGACGCGGUCUUCGAGUCCGUCGCCGGCGCGGUCCAGCAGCACAUGAGCCAGUACGACGCCUCCCACGACUUCCACCACGUCCUGCGCGUCGUCGCCCUAUCCUCGAAGAUCCUGGCCGCCGAGUUCGAGGCCGAGUCCGAGCGCCACGAAUGGUACCGGCCCGACCUCAUUCUUCUGAGCGCCCUGCUCCACGACGUCAACGACAAGAAAUACGCCCCCCCGCCGUCGACCUCCGGGGAGGAGCAGGUGUCCAAAGUCGCCGUCGUGCUCCGGGAGGCGGGCGUCGCGGAGGACGAGAUCGAGCACGUCGAGCAGGUGGUCAACCAUGUUUCGUACUCGACGGAAGUCAAAAACCCCGAGAAGGUGAGGGAGGUCCUGGAGGAUUAUCCGGAUCUGGCGGUGGUGCAGGACGCGGAUCGGUUGGAUGCCCUGGGCGCGAUUGGGGUGGGCAGGAUGUUUACGUAUGGCGGUGCGAGGGUUCCGGAUGCGAGUAUGCAGAGGUCGCGCACUCAUAUUGAUGAGAAGUUGGUGAAGUUGGGGGGGAUGAUGAAGACGGACGUGGGGCUGAAGAUGGCUAAAGAGCGGACUGAGAGACUGGUCACUUUCAGCAAGUGGUGGGAUGAGGAGGCUGCCUUGUUUGAGCCGGAACUAUAGGUUGCAAGGUUGAUUGUGGGUUGUGAGAGGUUCGGGGUAGGUUUACCAAGAACUGGAGAGAUAUAUCUUUCGUUACCCAUUGUUCUUGGGGCUGGUCAUUGUCAUAGCAAGGUUGUGCGUAGAAUUUGUAUUCGUCUUCCGUGUAGCAAUGCUUAUC
Messenger RNA from Aspergillus brunneoviolaceus CBS 621.78, 1003 nucleotides. RefSeq names its product HD domain-containing protein. The transcript is spliced from 4 exons. NCBI's taxonomy places the organism in Eukaryota, Fungi, Ascomycota, Eurotiomycetes, Eurotiales, Aspergillaceae. The record is from RefSeq and is a predicted model, not a curated record. The coding region runs from base 124 to 846 and encodes 240 amino acids.